AUGGCGCAGAUGUUAAGAAAUGUCAUGGUGAUGGGCGCCGGGGGUCUCUUCGGCACCGAAGUUCUCUCCACACUCCAAGAAGAAGGUUCUUUCAACCUUUCAAUUCUAUCCCGCAAAUCAUCAAAGUCAACAUUCCCACCGCAUAUCAAUGUUGUCAAGGUGGAUGACGACUACCCACUUGAGCAGCUCGUCAAUGCAUUUAAAGAUCAAGAUGCGCUUGUCUCGACUCUCCCUGGAAGACCCUGCACUGUUCACCUGCGCAUGAUCGAUGCAGCAAUCCAAGCAGGCGUCAAGCGUUUCAUUCCAACAGAAUACGGCAAUAAUACAUGUGCUGCUGCUGCCGAGCUCGUCACACUUUACGCCGAGAAGGCGAAGGUCAUCGCCUACCUCAAGACCAAAGAGAACACAGGAUUGACCUGGACGGCUAUACACACUGGGCAAUUCUUUGAUUGGGGGAUUGAGAGUGGCUGGCUCGACUACCAUCUUAAGGAGAAACGUGUUACCAUUUACGACUCGGGUGACAAGCUGUGGUCGACUUCGACCCUCGGGACUGCGAGUGCUGCCGUGGGCAAGGUGCUGUUGAAGCCAGAGGAGACAAUGAACAGGCCAGUCUAUGUAGCGUCAUUUACUGUGUCGCAGCGACAGGUCCUUGAGGCGCUCGAGAAAGCAACUGGUGCGACCUGGGAGGUGCACAGAAUGUCUUCAGGGGAUGCACUGAAGAAGGCAGCGGAGCUUGAUACAAAGGACUACUCUGAUGGUCUGAAGCUGCUUGUUCUAAUGCUUCUCUAUGCGGAUGAUGCAGACAGAGGAGCGAAUUUUGAGAAGGACGGUUUGUUAUGCAAUGAGCUGCUUGGGUUGCCGGAUGAGAACGUGACUGAGGUUGUCAACCGUGUUGUAAAUCAGCAAACAUGUUAA
Penicillium longicatenatum is the source of this 915-nucleotide messenger RNA. RefSeq names its product aromatic alcohol reductase. NCBI's taxonomy places the organism in Eukaryota, Fungi, Ascomycota, Eurotiomycetes, Eurotiales, Aspergillaceae. The transcript has 2 exons. Bases 1 to 915 code for a protein of 304 amino acids. The record is from RefSeq and is a predicted model, not a curated record. Gene Ontology annotation, molecular function: oxidoreductase activity.